AUGGGCGGCUCCAGCACUCCUGCGGUGUCGGAGCGAGUCAAGCUUGGUAACAGCCUCAUCCAGACGCAGAUGGGGCCACGCAUCUUGAUCUGUCCUAGUGGAUUCAAGGAGAGUCUGGGUCCGAACGAGGUUGCGGACUGCAUCGAAGCCGGUGUGCUUCGAGCUGUUCCAGAUGCGUCCAUAACCAAAGCUCCCAUGGUGGAUGGUGGCGAGGGCUUCACGGAGGCCCUCGUCGCAACCACGGGAGGCAGACGACACUUUGUUGAAGUCAUCGGCCCAGUGCGUGAGCCUGUGGCAUCUCACUAUGGCUUCCUGGGUAACUCGGCCAGUACAGCGGUCGUGGAGAUGGCAGCAGCAGCAGGGCUCAGCAUGGUGCCCCGAGAUCAACGAAACCCUCUUUACACCACCACGUUCGGCGUCGGACAGCUCAUCAAAGCUGCACUGGACAACGGUGCGACAAACAUACUCCUGGGAUGUGGAGACUCGGGCACUUGCGAUGGUGGCAUUGGUAUGGCACAGGCGCUUGGAGCACGCUUCUUUGACAGCAAGGGCGCCGAGAUUGCCCAGGCAAUGGGAGGAGCGUCACUCAACGACCUCGCCGCUACAGACCUCUCCGAACUUCACCCACGACUCCGGGAGUGCCAGAUCGACGUCGCAUGCAACUGGCACAAUGUGCUCUGCGGACCGAAAGGUGUUGCACGAGUGUUUGGCCCACAAAAGGGAGCGACUCCCGCUGAGGUGGAGCUUCUCGACAUGGCCAUGACCCGCGUUGGAGCUGUCGUGAGUAAGAGCAUUGGCAAAGACAUCAGUUAUGCUCCAGGGAGCGGCGCAUCUGGAGGCAUGGGCGCUGGUCUGCAGCUCAUUGGUGCCCAGCUCCAUCCACGUUUCGAUAUCAUCACCAAGUUCCUAAACAUCAACAACCUCGUCAGAGGAUGCGACCUAGUCAUCACGGCCGAAGGAGGCAUCGAUGAGCAGACUCCGAGAGGGAAGAUUCCUGCUGAAGUCGCGCGCAUUGCCAAGGCUAAAGGAGUGCCUGUCAUUGCGUUGGCUGGCACAGUGGGCAAAGGCGCCGAGUCCAACUAUGAAGCGGGUAUCGAUGCAUACGCAAGCAUUCUGCAAGCUCCAGUCACGUUGCAGGUUGCUAUUGCAGAGGCUGAGAGGCUUCUGAUGGAUGCUGCCGAGAGUGUUGCCAGGAUGGUGAAGGUUGGUUCCAGCCUGAAGCGUCUUGCGCUUGGCAGGAAUGGUAAUGUCGGAGAAGCGAAGCCAGAACUUCUAGUGCUGGAUAAUGUGUUGAAUAGGAGUAAGGUAUCGUGGAGACAGGGUUACAAUCAGGAUAGUACGGGAAUUCCUUUUCAUGAUGUCUGUCUAUUGUCGAUAUCUCCCGUACUUGACUUUUGGGCAGCAGAGAACAUGCCAAGUGCCAUUCGGCCUGAGUGGCAUCCCUUGCUUGACAUCGGUCCCGAGGGGGCAUAA
Molecule: messenger RNA, 1473 nt
Organism: Sphaerulina musiva SO2202
Lineage: Eukaryota; Fungi; Ascomycota; Dothideomycetes; Mycosphaerellales; Mycosphaerellaceae
Product: glycerate kinase
Exons: 2
Coding region: 1-1473 (490 amino acids)
Molecular function (GO): glycerate kinase activity
Source: RefSeq, a predicted model, not a curated record